Pelagomonas calceolata is the source of this 1098-nucleotide messenger RNA. The record is from the annotation of a GenBank genome assembly. NCBI's taxonomy places the organism in Eukaryota, Pelagophyceae, Pelagomonadales, Pelagomonadaceae.
CCCACACUGAGUUUCUUGGCAGUUGAGGGGCGCGCUACAAACGCCGCCGAACGAGCCUGCCCGCCACCCCGCCCCCAUCAGGAGAUGCGCGUCCGGCUCGCGCUCGCCCUGCUCGCGCCCGCGGCGCGCGCAGGCGCCGGCGAAGGCCACCACAAUCUCAGGGGGGCAGCAGGCCCCCGACCGCCGGCGCGCGUCGUGGCGCCCGUCUUUCCGUGGCCGCCCGACGGAAGUGAACCUGACUGUCGCGACGAGGCCGCCUGGGCGUCCAGCGAGGGCGCGGAUUGUAAUGAAGUGGCCCGCGACGCGGCGGCGCUCUGCCGCGCGCGGUGUGUUCAUCAUUCUUCCGGCGCCCCGCGCCGGCGGCGCGCUCAUCAUCAUCUCCGUGACCGCGUCUGCUCUCUCACCGGUUCGUGUCCCCACAGGCCGCGCGGCAUCCGACGACGGCUGGGCCGCGGCCGACGCCUGCGCCUGCGCCUGCGCCGAGGUCCUCGUCGCGACCACGCUACCAUCGAGACGCCGCCUGGCGGAGGCCGCGCGCGCACCGCAGGCCAUUGACGAGGACGCCCGCCGGCCGGGCGUCGACUGUACAUCGACGUCGUGCGUCGACGACGCCACCUGGUGCUACGGCUCGUGCUCGCCGAACGACUGCGCGUACGUCGCUCAAAAAUUAAAACGGUGCAAGGCGAAGAACACGGACGGCGUCCGCACCGCGCUCGAGGCCUGCCCCUUGACGUGCGGCACCUGUAGCGCGCCCCCUACGCCGACGCGCGAGCCCACGCAUCGACCCGCCCCCGAGGCGACGCCCGGACCGACCCCAGGACCGGCGCCGCGGGCCCCAUCGCCAACGCCGCACCCCACGCCUACGCCGUACCAUCCCACGCCGACGUACGCGCCGUCCGCAUCGUGCGCCGACGACCCGACGUGGUCCUACGGUACGAAGGCCUCGAACACCUGCGCCUACGUCGCCCACAAACUCAAACGCUGCAAGGCCAAGAACACGGACGGAGUGAGAACAGCACUCGAGGCCUGCCCGAAGACGUGCCGCACGUGCUGAUCCCCUAUCCCUUAUCGCAAGUAACUCGAAGACAUCACAGAAAA